AUGUCUGCCCCAGAUUUCAAGCCCAUUGACUAUGACGAGAAACAGCAACUGGGGUCUACAGAUCGUAGACAAUCCCUCGAGAACGGAGUUGGCGAGAUCAUACACACAGUCAAUGCUUCUGGCCAUCGAGAUCAACUACAACGGCACUACGGUCCAUUGCAAAUCUGUGGCCUGGCUUUGAAUAUCGACUCUGCCUGGGUUGCCUUUGCUGGCUCUUUGAUCCUCUCUCUUCCUAACGGUGGCCCUGCUGGUGUGUUGUACGAGUUGAUCACUGCAUGCAUCUACUACGGUAUCAUUGCAGCAUCCAUCGCUGAGCUUGCUUCGGCCGUACCCACUGCCGGUGGUGUAUAUCACUGGGCAUCUGUGACUGCAGGUCCCAAAUGGGGCAGAAGUGUUGGGUUCUUCGCAGGAUACCUCAACUUCUUCGGGUGGAUAUUCGAUCUCUGCUCAAUCAUCGCCAUCCCUUCGAACGUCCUCCUGCAAAUGUAUGCACUGUUCCACCCCGACUUCGUGCUCGAGGCAUGGCACACAUAUUUAACCUACGUCCUCAUCACAUGGUUCUGUGUCCUGUUCUGCAUCUUUGGCAAUCGUUUCCUGCCGCUUCUACAAAACGUCGGACUAUUCUUGCUCAUCGUCGGUGGUGUUGUCACGAUUAUUGUCCUUGCUGCUAUGCCGAGAACACAUGCUAGCAGCUCCUUUGUCUGGUCCGACUGGCAGAACACCACUGGUUGGGGUGGUGGCGUAGCCUUCUUGACCGGUGUCUUGAAUGGCUCAUUCACGAUCGCUACAGUCGACAGUGUGUCCCAUAUGGCAGAGGAGCUUCCGAAUCCUCGUCGCGAUAUCCCUCGAGCAAUCUUUGCCCAGGUUUCUCUUGGAGCCAUUACUGCAUUCUUCUAUGCUAUAGCGCUCUUCUACGCUGUCAGCGACCUGGACGAAGUCAUCAAUACCUCUGGCUCCUUCCCUGUUGCUGUUAUCUAUCACCAAGCAACCGGAAACGCCGGUGGUGCUUUCUGUUUGCUGCUUAUCGUCUUUCUGAUCAUCAUGAUCUGCGCGAUCUCGACCGUACUUUCCCUCGGUCGCACCUGGUGGGCCCUUGCCCGUGAUCAAGCUACACCUUUUGGAGGCUUCUUCUCUUCUGUCAACGAGCAACUCUCCUGCCCUAUACCCGCCACCAUCCUGGUCGGCAUACUCGUCACAGGUCUCGGCGCCAUCAUCCUAGCUUCCGGCACAGCUUUCAACGAUCUGGUCGGCUCCUUCAUCGUUCUAUGUGCAUUCAGCUAUUUCCUCGCCAUCUUCCCCCACCUGAUCAGCGGCCGCAAACACACCCCCAGAGGUGACUUCUGGAUGGGCAAGUAUGGCUAUGUGGUCAAUGCUCUUGGCUGCGUUUUGAUUGUGUUUUUCAACAUCAUGUUCUGCUUCCCUUACGCAAUGCCGGUUUCGGCAGACCUGAUGAAUUACAAUUCGGUUAUUCUGGUGGGUGUACUGAUUAUCGUUGCUGUUUGGUGGCUUGUGUAUGGAUUGAAACAUUAUCCUGCUCCUAAGGUGCUUACUGAAGCGAUGAAAUGA
This is a messenger RNA of Aureobasidium namibiae CBS 147.97, 1566 nucleotides long. RefSeq names its product amino acid transporter. Gene Ontology annotation, molecular function: transmembrane transporter activity. The record is from RefSeq and is a predicted model, not a curated record. NCBI's taxonomy places the organism in Eukaryota, Fungi, Ascomycota, Dothideomycetes, Dothideales, Saccotheciaceae. Bases 1 to 1566 code for a protein of 521 amino acids. The transcript is spliced from 3 exons. Gene Ontology annotation, biological process: transmembrane transport. Gene Ontology annotation, cellular component: membrane.